Molecule: messenger RNA, 1787 nt
Organism: Lolium perenne
Lineage: Eukaryota; Viridiplantae; Streptophyta; Magnoliopsida; Poales; Poaceae
Product: WAT1-related protein At1g68170
Cellular component (GO): membrane
Molecular function (GO): transmembrane transporter activity
Source: RefSeq, a predicted model, not a curated record
CAUGCACUAGCUCAAUCACCUCACCUCACCUCGCUCCGCCCGCCCGCCUCGGCCUCCCUUCCACCGCCUCACAUCCCAGCCCCAGCCCCAGUCCGGCCCAGCCGCCGCCUCCCCCGAACUACGUACAGGGCUUCCACCUCCGAUCGCCGACCGGCGUUGAUCGAUCAACAGCUAGCUACACGUACGUACCGAGCGAUCGAUCGAGGAGAGGGGAAGGUACGUAGGGACUAGGGAGGAGAUCGAUAAGGGGCCGGCCGGAGAUGGGCGGCGCGGGGUGGGGCGUGAUGGAGGGGAUGAAGCCGGUGGCGGGGAUGGUGGUGGUGCAGUUCGUCUUCGCCGGCGUCAACAUCUUCUACAAGCUAGCCGUGAGCGACGGCAUGGACAUGCGGGUGCUCAUCGCCUACCGCUACAUCUUCGCCUCCGUAGUCCUCGCGCCACUCGCAUACUGUGUCGAGAGGAAGAAGCGCACAAAGCUGACUUGGCGAGUCAUCGUGCUCUCCUUCAUCUGCGGCCUCUGCGGGGGCUCGCUGGCGCAGAACCUCUACAUCUCCGGCAUGAAGCUCACCUCCGCCACCUUCGCAUCCGCAAUGACCAACCUCAUCCCGGCCAUCACCUUCGUCCUCGCCGUGCUCUUCCGCUACGAGGGCCUCGCCAUCCGCACCGUGCCCGGCCAGGCCAAGGUAGCCGGCACCCUACUCGGCGUCGGGGGCGCCAUGCUCCUCACUUUCUACAAGGGCGCACAGGUCACCCUCUGGCCGCCCACGCACGUCAACCUCGCCGCCCAGCUCGCCGCCCGCCACCACUCCUCUCACCCCUCCGCUGCCGCCACCAUCGCCACCUCCGAGCCCAGCAGCGGCAACCGCGCCAUGGGAUCGCUGCUCUGCACGGGCAGCUGCUUCUUCUACGCGCUCUGGCUCAUCCUGCAGGCCAGGCUCAGCCGGGAGUACCCCUUCCACUACUCAACCACCGCACUCAUGUGCCUCAUGAGCGCGCUCCAGUCCGCGCUCUUCGCCCUCUGCUUCGACCGGGACCCCGCCCAGUGGCGCCUCACAUUCGACGUCCGCCUCCUCGCCGUCGUCUACACCGGGGUGCUCGCCUCGGGGGUCAUGCUCGUCGUCCUCUCGUGGUGCGUCAAGCGCCGCGGCCCGCUCUUCGCCUCCGUCUUUAACCCCAUGAUGCUCGUCAUCGUAGCCGUCCUCAGCUCCCUGCUGCUCGGGGAGGAGCUGCACCUCGGCAGCGUGCUCGGGGCCGUGCUCAUCGUCGUCGGCCUCUACGCCGUGCUCUGGGGGAAAGGGCGCGAGGCCGCGGCCGCCUCCCCGGAGCACGGCAAGGCAGCCGCCCCUGCGCACGAGGUCCCGCACAUCGACAUCGUCGUCCACCGCCAUCCUCCACCGCCGCCAUCUCCGCAGCAGCAACCUCAGUCUCCUGAAGCAGCAUCCGCUGCACGGUGAUACCGCGUCGAAGAAGAGGGACCGGCGAUCGACGAUAUGAACUGGUCCAACCCCCGGCCGGCGAUAACACUUCGUUGACUAGCUAGUGUUUUAAUUCGGUGGUUAAUUAGAACUUGAUCGGAUUGUCUAGUAGUGUACGUAGUUCUCUGAUUUUGUUGAUGCUCAACUAACUGUAGAGGAUGAGGAUCACACACUUGUGAACUGCAAAUUAAGAUAGGGAUCCACUAGUGCAAAGCAAACUGAGGCGAGAUUAUUGUACAACUGAGAUGAGAUGAGAUAACAUGAGAUGAGAUGAGAUGAGAUGAGAUGAAUCAACCAAUAAAAUUUCAGGCACAA